CGACGUCACAAUACCCUCCUCUAUUCCUACUGCUGUAACGUCGCGACGCGUAUACGUACGAAGUGCGCUCUCCUAUUCGGUCCCAACUUUCGCUCGAGUCCCAAGAAAUGUGUCGAGAGUUCUGAGUGAUGCCGUGAACAGAUGGCAAAUUUUACCCAAAUCAUCUCCGAUUCGUCAUAUGCAGAUAAAGGAGCAGUGCCCGAAGAUAUCGAGAAUUUAACAUCGAUAGUGAAAUGGUUGCUAUGUGUGACGUGCGUUUUGGCCGUGGUGGUCAACCUGAAGGUAUUCGCCUGUAUUCACUGGAUAAGAAGGCCCUUGAAUUCAGUUUUGAAGAUCAGCCUAAGUCUGGCAUUGGCUGAUAGCUGCGCAUCGUGCCUGUCGGGAGGGGCCAUUUUUUGCGAGAAUUUGAUCAGCAGGCGAACGUACAUCAUCCUCGACAUCAUCAGGAUGUCUUUUAUACUGGUUACAGUUUUUCACCUCCUCGGUUUGGGUUUCACCCACUACAUAGGCAUAAAGAAGCCACUCCAUCAUAACUCCCGUCUUUCACAGAGGGGAACGUCAGGUCUCAUCCUUCUUCUGUGGUUAGUUCCAACCACCUUCAUCAUCGCCUUGUACACAUUAGAAGGCGGUGUGUCUUUUUGGCAAGCGAUGCUCAGAGAUCCAACGCCCCCAAAUAACACAUUGGUGUACUACAAUUUUACGCUCAAUUUCAAUCUAAGCCAUCCCGAACUGAAUGAUAGCUUCUUCAACGAAACAAACUGGUACCCCACCUACCUACCCUCAGCCGAGGACAGCGAUGAUAUAGAUGAGGAAAGCAUAAAAUUCAUCUCAAGCUUCCGAUUCAGGAUGAUCUUUGGGUCUUUCGUUCUGCUCUCCAUGUUUCUCAUCGUCAUAUGUUACUUGUGGAUAUUGAUAAUGAUAAGGCAUCAGAGAAAAGUCUGGAAAGACCUGUCCAGGACGGGUAGCACGGUGUGGAGGGGGCAUAAAUGCAGGCAUGUGACUAAGCAGAAGGCCCACGAGCAGAAUAAGACCAAGGGGAACCUUAGGGCUGUCUACACCACCCUGAUCAUAUUGGGAUCUUGCGUGAUGGGCUGGAUGCCAGCUCUUAUCCUCUACACCCUUACCUGUAGGCAAGAUUGCUUCGUUAGGGGCGAACUGCUUGAUAAAUUCAACGAAAAUUAUCCGCGUCUUAUACUGAUGAUCAGAUUUUUCGACAACGAAAUGCUGUUUUUGAAGAUGAUCGUUAAUCCCAUCAUCUAUAGUAUAAGGAUGAGGGAGAUUAAGGAGGGAACAAAGCAAAUGCACAAUAUAAUUUUACACCAUCUCUGUAGAGGACGGUGUAACAGGAUGCACAACGACUACUCCAAGUCUUUUAAGUCAACGAACGGUAACCAUUCCCAUGUGGUUCUCACUUCGCUUGGAUCUGUCAAAAACGACAAAUGCUGCUCCGGGAGGUACAGGAGUCGUCGUCAGACUGGACAAACGUCCCAUUUGUGAAGUUUAAUGAUGAGUUGUUAAUGUUUCAUUUGCAAUAAAUUGAAUGAAGUAUU
Messenger RNA from Coccinella septempunctata (seven-spotted ladybird), 1550 nucleotides. RefSeq lists its product as uncharacterized. Gene Ontology annotation, molecular function: G protein-coupled receptor activity. Gene Ontology annotation, cellular component: membrane. Lineage: Eukaryota; Metazoa; Arthropoda; Insecta; Coleoptera; Coccinellidae. Gene Ontology annotation, biological process: G protein-coupled receptor signaling pathway. The transcript has 4 exons. The record is from RefSeq and is a predicted model, not a curated record. The coding region runs from base 142 to 1497 and encodes 451 amino acids.